AUGUCCAGCAGAGUCAAAAAGAAGAAAUUAAAGGCCGGCCGCACGCCAGUGCAGAGCGCUUCCGGCGCAGAUGGAGGCGGCACGCCGGCCCAGCACUACGUGCGACCAAAGGACCCCAAUUUUCCAACGCGCCACCUCUUCAUCGUUGGCUGCGGCCCACAGACAGGCGUGGCGGUGGAGACUCUGCAGGCGUUCUUCGGAGCGUACGGGCGCGUGGAGCGAGUGUGGGCCGAUGAGACGCGGCCCUUCGUCUUCAUCAGCUACGCUACUAAAGACGAGGCAAUGCAGGCCCGCACCAGCGUCGAGGCGAUGCAGAGCGACACCGAGGCAGGAGGUGACACCCAUGUCAUGGUGCCUUAUGUGAUGUGUGAAGAGCUGAGCCAGCUGGGACUGAAGCCGGGCCGUAAGCUCAGAUUCGAGUACGCCGAGCUGAAGCAAUCGGAGAAGGCGCAAGCCGAAGACGUCGCUCUCACUCAGCACGUCGAGGUGGAAGGCCUCUACGUGUUCUACGAUUUCAUCGACGAGACGGAGGAGCAGCGGCUGCUCGCGGCCGUGAAGGACAAGUCCUGGAACACGCUGCCCCGGCGCCGGGUUCAGCAUUGGGGCUACGAAUUUGACUAUAAGACGCGUAACAUCGACAUCACCAAGCCCUUGGGAGGCCUGCCCGACUUUGUGAGCGAGGUGGUGAAGAGGAUGAACGACGCCGCGGUCGUGGAGGAGGAAGAUGAGGCGACGGGAACGAAAGUGCAGCGUCGCCGGUGGCCCGAGUCCGAUCAGCUCACGGUCAACGAAUACGAGGAGGGCGUCGGGAUCGGCGCGCACAUCGACACACACUCUGCUUUCCACGAUGGCAUUAUAUCGCUGUCGCUGGGGAGCUCGUGCGUGAUGACCCUUUCGCUGCCGGACAGCUCGCAGCACAAGUCUGUGUUCCUUCCGCGCCGCUCGCUCCUCGUGAUGACCGGCGCGGCGCGAUACCAAUGGCGGCACGCCAUCCCCUUCCGACGAUACGACUGCGUCCACGGGCAACUCAUUAAACGCGAAGGCAAGAGGGUGUCGUUCACGUUUCGUAGAGUGCGCGGACACCCGUGUGACUGUCGGUUCGCUGAGGAAUGCGAUUCGCAGCAACUGUCAGUUACCAACAUUCUUGGCUCCACCACGGCCUCCGAGUUCGAGGCGCGCAAUGUGAUUGACGUGUACGACAGCAUCGCUCCAAAGUGGCACCUCACGCGCUUGAAGCCUUGGCCCAAGAUUGAAGCCUUUCUCUCGACUCUGCCCGAGCGACCGAAGCGCUGGGCUCAUCGACAUAUGCUCGCAGCGAGGUCAGACGCGUUCGAUGUCGUGCUCUCCAUAGCGGUCCUUCAUCACCUCUCGACCAAGGAGAGGCGCCUGCAGGCCCUCUCCGAGCUUCUCCGUAUCACCAAGCCAGGUGGGCGAGUGUUGAUUUACGUGUGGGCGCUGGAGCAAGAGGACGACUCGAAGCGCAAGUUCAAGGAGCAGGACGUGCUCGUUCCCUGGUGCAUACCACCCACCAAGGAGGACAAGCAGGCCGGCAAAGGUAUGGUGGUACACAACCGGUACUGCCACCUCUACAUGAAGGGCGAGCUGCGAGAUCUGUGCCUGCAGGAACUGGAUGCGAGAUGCGAGGUGGUGGAGGACUACUACGAGCAUUCCAACUGGUGUCUGCUCCUUCGAAGAUGUGAAAGAUGA
Molecule: messenger RNA, 1707 nt
Organism: Acanthamoeba castellanii str. Neff
Lineage: Eukaryota; Discosea; Longamoebia; Acanthamoebidae
Product: methyltransferase domain containing protein
Exons: 12
Coding region: 1-1707 (568 amino acids)
Molecular function (GO): RNA binding; S-adenosylmethionine-dependent methyltransferase activity
Source: RefSeq, a predicted model, not a curated record